Ictidomys tridecemlineatus (thirteen-lined ground squirrel) is the source of this 5675-nucleotide messenger RNA. The record is from RefSeq and is a predicted model, not a curated record. NCBI's taxonomy places the organism in Eukaryota, Metazoa, Chordata, Mammalia, Rodentia, Sciuridae.
CUUUGCUGGAAAGAGUUACACAACACGGUUUUACUGUGGAAAACACGUGCACGCAGACUACCAAUGGGAACAGGAAAAAAGGGCGGGACUGCUCCCGCAUGACCAGCAGGAAGAGGGCUUCCGCGAUGGCCCAGCUCAGGAGUGGGCAGAAAAGAAACUUGUGGUGAUGAUGGCAGGAGCUGCUGCCCGAAAAACACCAUGCAGACACACAAAAACGAAAAAUAAAAGUAGAAAACAAAACACCAAAGAGACAAGAGGAGGUCUCUGGGGCAGUAGGGCGAGGGCAUGAUCAGGCCUUACUUUUGUUUCUGAGGUUCUAGCUUCAGGUCAGGAUGAACGCUUGGUUCAGCCAGAUGUUUAGCAGCCUACACGGCGAGCAACAGUCACAGAAAAACAGUUGGAGCCUGACAUGCUGACCUGUGUUCUAGGGGCUGAGAGGGCCUUCCUCUAGAGAGUAGCAAGAAGGAAGGGGAUGGAGGCUCCUGGGACAGGGAUUCCUCAGCAAGGCCACCUCUCAACGAGGUGGGUUCUUGGCUCUGGCCCUCUAAAUGCAGGACCCAAGCUAGGAACCUCAGGCUGUCCGCUGAAUUCCUGCCCAGGAAUUCCUGCCUUUCCUAAAGGUGGGGAUCAAUGGAGGCCAAGUGCAGUCACAUCCCCUCAUGGAUGCUCAGCUCAUGACAAUGAAGAAGAAUGGGAGGGGCUUUGGCAACUGACUCAGAGCCCAACCAGGUAGGAGGUGAGGCUUCAAGAUUGGCAGACCAGUUUACACGGAGGGCCUACUGGAGGCCCUGCCUAACACCUGGGCCAGCCCUUCCUCUGGGCCCAGUCCCCCACUCUGGUAAUCAAACCCACACAGCCCUUGAUUUUGGGGGGCUGCUGUAGAUCCUCAUUUGUUGAUGGCAUUUCCUUCUCUCCCUGUGCUUGAGGGGACCAACAAACUGCACUGUGGGCCUGAAUAGACAACUGGAACCAGCUAGUCCUUCAGCCCUAUUCUUGGUUGGAACCUCCAAGGAGCAGCAAUGUUACUGGCCAAAGAACAGUUGGCCUUGGUUGUGCUACUUCAUCAAGCCCCUUCCUGCUGGUGCCCCUCAGGGUCUGGAGAGCCUUCAUCAGAUUCCCGGAGGGCACAGGACCCAUGGAAGAUUAAAUGCUGGCCUAGGCACAGCUGAUUUUAUGCUCCAGAAGCAGCAGCGGUCGCCUUGGUGGGACAGAAAAGACAGAGAUGGACCCCGUGAGACUUGUCCGCCUAUUCUCUUGGGCCCGCCCCUUGGGGCUCUUGGGCCUCCAGCACUUUGACUUUCUUGGAGCCCAGUGGACAGGAGGCAGGGAGGGGCUUGUGUGGCUGAGGGCUGUGGGGCCAACUCAGCCAGCCUUAGCCGCCUUCAGCAGCUCCCCUUUGUCAGCUGCCUUUGAAUCUGGGAGCCAGAAGAAUAUGAGCAGCCUCCACUCUGACCCAAGCCAGCCCAGCUCCACAGGCCCUCAAGAAGAAGAGGAGAGCUUUGGAACCCUCUCUAAUAAAUACUCCUCCCGGAAGAUAUUCCACAAAUCAACACCCCAGUUGUAUGACCUACGACUCAGGGAACAGAAUAUUGAGGAAGAUGAAGAAGGGGAACUGGAACCAAAAUCAUGGCAGGGCCCAAGAAACACCCCAUAUUGGUACUUCCUUCAGUGUAAACGCCUAAUCAGGGAAGGAAAGCUGGCUGAAGCCCUGGACUUAUUUGAGAGGCAGAUGCUAAAGGAGGAGCGACUGCAGCCACUCGAGUACAACUACACGGUGCUGAUUGGGGGCUGCGGGCGGGCUGGCUACCUGAAGAAAGCCUUCGGGCUCUACAAUGAUAUGAAAAAACGGGAUUUAGAGCCCUCAGAUGCCACAUAUACAGCCCUGUUCAAUGUCUGUGCCGAGUCACCCUGGAAGGACUCUGCCCUUCAGAGUGCCCUGAAACUACGACAGCAGCUCCAGGCUAAAAAUGUCCAGUUCAACCUGAAGACAUACCAUGCUCUGCUGAAGAUGGCUGCCAAGUGCUCAGACCUCAGGAUGUGCCUUGAUGUGUUCAAGGAAAUCAUCUACAAGGGGCAUGCUGUUACAGAAGAGACCUUUAGUUUCCUGCUCAUGGGCUGCAUCCAGGACAAGAAGAUAGGCUUCCGACUCGCCCUGCAGGUGUGGAGGCAGAUGCUGAGUCUGGGACUCAAGCCAACCCAACAUGGCUACAACUUGCUGUUAGGGGCAGCUCGGGACUGUGGCUUGGGGGACCCAGAAGUGGCCUCCAGGCUGCUCCUGAGACCCAGAGAGGAGACAGUCCUGCUCCAGCCCCCAGGCAGGCGGCAGGCAGGGAAGAAAGGCUCUUCUGUGAUUGAUGGUGUAAUGACCAGAGUACAUGUGGAGGCGCUGGAGAGGGAGCUGUUUCUGGAACCUUCUCAGGCAGUUGAGGGACUUCCAGAGCCUCGGGAGGCCCUAGUGCCCUGUAAGGCACAAUCUGAGGUGGAAACCAGGGCAGAGCCUGACCACACAGCAGUUCUUACCCCAGUGGCUCUGAAGCCAUCUCCCUUGGAGUUGGAGAUCAACCUCCUGACCCUGGAAACUGUCUCCCCAGCUGUGGUCUCCUUUGGGACAGUGAUCACCCCUGCUGACAGACUAGCUUUGAUAGGGGGCCUGGAGGGCUUCCUGGGCCAGAUGGAAAAGCACGGGCUCCAGCCCGACAUUAAAACCCUCACACUGCUGGCUGAGGUGGUAAAGCCUGGGAGCCCUGCGGAGUCCUCACUGCUGACCAUCCUAGACAGGCAUCAGGUGGAGGCUGAUGUGACAUUCUUCAACACACUGAUGAGGAAGAAGAGCAAGCUGGGAGACCUGGAAGGGGCAAAGGCGCUGUUGCCAGUCCUGGCAAAAAGGGGAAUUAUCCCCAACCUACAGACGUUCUGCAACCUGGCCAUUGGGUGUCGUAGGCCCAGGGAUGGUCUACAGCUGCUUGCAGACAUGAAGAAAUCCCAGAUGACCCCCAACACCCACAUCUACAGCACUCUCAUCAAUGCAGCCCUCAAGAAGCUGGACUACACCUAUCUCAUUGACAUCCUGAAAGACAUGAAGCAUAACAGGGUCCCGGUGAAUGAAGUGGUCAUCCGCCAACUAGAGUUUGCAGCUGAGUACCCACCCACCUUUGACAGGUACAAAGGGAAGAACACUUACUUGGAGAAGAUCGAUGGCUUCCGAGCUUAUUAUAAGCAGUGGCUGAAAGUGAUGCCAGCAGAGGAAACCCCCCACCCCUGGCAGGAGUUCCGGACCAAGUCCAAAAGAGACACUAUCAGGGAUGCUGGUGUGGACGAAGUCCUUGGGGGCAGGUAACAGAAUGCACAGCUAGAACAAAGUGCCUGGACCUUGGUGCCUGAUGGGAGUCCCAGGAGUCCUUUCCAUGAUAAAGACAAGCAAACAUGCUGGUGUCACCUUCCUUGAGUUGGAAAUGCAGCAUUUUAUGGGUACAGAUAUGAGGACAAACACUGGGCCCAGGGUGCCCAAGAGCACCUGCCACAGCAGGUCCAAGAGCAAUCUUUGCACAUCAUCUCAGAUCAGUUUCACCUGAGAGACUGUCAGCCCAUCAUUGCUGGGUGACUUGUGGUCAUACAGUACGUAUGAGGUGGAGCCAGGACUAAGCAUAGAGGUUCCCUGGGGCCUGGCAUUUUCCUACCAGGUUCCAGUUUGUUACUCUCAAAGAAUGGACAUAAGGCCCAAGAGGUUUCAACGUUUUAUUUUUAUAAAUCACAUCAGGUGAAAACCAAAGCCUUCACCUAUAGAGGUGCUCCAACUCACGCCUGAGGCACUGCUGAGAAGAGCUGCUCCCAAGAAGCCGUGGCAGGAUAUGCAGAAGCCUGCAAAGUCUGAAGUCCAGGGUGGAGAGGGGCCAGGCCUAUGGCCUCAGCCAGAGCAGCCCCGACAGCCACAGUGUGUACACUCGAUGAUGCGGCCCUGCAACAGAGCACAGCUAAGCUACUGCACCUGGUCACACACCCAUAUACCCCGACCCUCUGGCUAAGAAGGGUGCCAACAGUGUAUUUCCUGCAGAACACAUCUCAGAAACCUUUGCUGGAUUAGUUCUGGACAGAGGAACUUCAGUUCCCUCAUGAAAAUGGGAAAUGCUACUCUUCACACUGAAGUUAUAUUUGUGUGCAUUUAAUACAUAAAUUCAACAUACACAAUUGUCGAAAAAAGGAAAAAAAUCUGUGUGGAUGAGUCUCAUUACUCCACCAGUGAGCUGAGGCAGGUGCCACUGCUCAGAGGGCUCAUGCCAGGGGUCUCAAGGCUCCUCUCUGCUAGGACACUGGGGCAGAAAGGUAUACACUUGAGUUUCUGUGGCUUACAACAGUCUUAUCCCAAAUGCCCAGUGGCUGACUGGGGUCAGCAGACUAAAGGCCCUAGAGCAGUGGUUUAUGUUAAUUUUAUUUUUCCAGUUUUUUUUUUGAGGAACAGAGUUUAGUCUAAGCAAACAAAAUCCUCUGCUGAAACUCAGCCAAGUUGAAGGUAGCCUUUGCUAGGUUGACGCAGUACCUCUGUCACAACACUCCUGUGGAAUCUUGGGGCACUCAGAAGACAGACUUCUGCUGCUCUGCCACCCCUGCCUUCAUCAUGCUCACAACAUAGCCUUCCCUCCAGAGCUAGCCCUUCCCACUGCUGAGUAUGCCCAUGCAUGAGCUUCCACAUGGUGCAGGCAGAGCUAGCCACUGCGUUACAGCCCUCAGUACUGAGCCAAAGCUCUAGGAACUCACUGCAGCAUAAAAAAUACCAUGGAAUAAGGCGCCUGUGGGAAGCUAGGAGGAAAAAAGGACAAGCUGGGCCAUCUGGCCUGACCUCUAGCUGAGCCAAUAACUUGGCCAAGGGGCUACAGGACAUGACUACUUAAUUGGUAAGUGCCAAUAUCUAAUGCCUGCCUUUUUCUGCAGCUUCAUUUAAGAGGAGCUCAGGUCCUAUUAUUACACACACAGCACCAUUCCUGAGGUGCCCUGCCUAGCUGUCAAACAGAAAGUUCUGAUAAGAAAUAAGUGGUGACAUUAAAGUGGAUUGAAGGGAAAGGGACAGGAACUCCUACUGACCAGCCAUCCUUUCCUAAUAUUGUUUCUCACUACCUCAGAGGUAGGUAUUGCACCACCACUUCCUAAAUAAGGAAAGGGAUUGUUACUUGCCCAAAGUUGAGACUGGCUCCAGACUUAACAAGAUUUCUAAGCCCCAUCCCUGAACAGGGAACUUAUUCCUGGGAGGGAUGGCCAGCAGGAUUCCAGUGACAAAACUGCAUUCCAGCCAAACCAAAUGCUGUAAGCACCCCUGGAGUCAAUUAGAGCAGAGUUUUGAAGUGAAAACAAUGUCAAAUUCAAUAAUCAGGCAUUACCACUUCCAGCUUGCUUUUAGGAACCCGGCAAAUGCAGUUAGUUCCAAAAUUGGUGUCCCGAGUCUGAAUGCACCGCAGACAACACAAGUUCUCAUAUCCCUGCUUUUUCCACUUUGCAAUCAAGUUUUUGUCUGCAUAACCUUCUUUAAUACAAUAUUCAUAGAGUUCUGUCAAAAGAUUGGGAAAGGAUAUCAGACCAUGGUGUAACAAACCUGCCUCCACCCUUGAUUAAAAAGAAAAAUUUGCCCAUUUUUAGUGAUUAAAAAAAAAAAAAACAACUCAUGGUGCUUGCUGAGGCUACAAGCA